Molecule: messenger RNA, 2668 nt
Organism: Neopsephotus bourkii (Bourke's parrot)
Lineage: Eukaryota; Metazoa; Chordata; Aves; Psittaciformes; Psittacidae
Gene: CROT
Product: carnitine O-octanoyltransferase
Exons: 17
Coding region: 17-1855 (612 amino acids)
Cellular component (GO): peroxisome
Molecular function (GO): carnitine O-octanoyltransferase activity
Source: RefSeq, a predicted model, not a curated record
GGUUAAGAUCUGCAUCAUGCAGAAGCAAGUCCUUGAAUCCUCUGAGGAGCGAACAUUUCAGUACCAAGAUUUUCUGCCUUCCCUGCCAGUACCUUCUCUUGAUGACUCCUUAAGUAAAUACCUUGAUGCAGUGAAGCCAUUUCUUAAUCAAGAAGAAUAUCAAAGAACUGAAAAUAUAGUUAAAAAAUUUAAAAAUGGGAUUGGGAAAGAGUUGCAUGAAAAAUUACUGGAAAGAGCUAAAACAAGAAGGAAUUGGCUGGAGGAUUGGUGGCUGAAUGUGGCUUAUCUUGACCUUCGCAUAUCAACGCAAAUACACUGUAAUAUAGGAGGCCCUGGUCCCUUUAUUGAACACUGCUGGCCACCAAAAGAGGGCACUCAGAUAGAAAGAGCAUGUAUAUAUACAUGGCACAUCCUGAAAUUCUGGCAUCUGUUGCGAACAGAGAAGGUGCCUGUCGAGAGAUCUCUGGAUGAGGUUCUGGACAUGAGCCAAUUCCGAAUGCUCUUCUGCACUUGCAGAAUUCCCGGAGUUACCAGGGACUCAAUCAGCCAUUAUUUUAAAACUGAGACUGAAGGUGAAUGCCCAUCUCAUUUAAUAGUCCUGUGUCGAGGUCGAGUGUUUGCAUUUGAUGCUAUACAUGAAGGCAGUAUGCUGACGCCUCCAGAAAUUUUCAGGCAACUUACACAUAUACAGAAAACAUGCCAUAGUGAACCAGAUGGACCAGGAGUGGCAGCCUUAACAAGCUGUGAAAGGACAAAAUGGGCAGAGUUACGUGACUAUUUGAUUAAUCUUGAUCCAAAGAACUUAACUCUUCUGGAAAAAAUACAGAGAAGUUUGUUUGCGAUUUGCCUUGAAGAUUCUAGUCCCCAUGCCACACCUGAAAACUACAGUGAGGUUACCAGGAUGGGGCUAACAGGUGAUCCAACUGUACGCUGGGGAGAUAAAUCCUACAGUAGCAUAUUCUUUUCCAAUGGAACCUGUAGUGCGUUCUGUGAUCAUUCUCCUUUUGAUGCCAUGGCUUUAAUUUCCAUGUCCCAUUUUGCCGAAAAGAAGAUUCUUGAAAAUGAGGGAAAAUGGAAGGGAUCAGAUACAGUGAGAGAUAUUCCAUGGCCAGAGGAACUUGUAUUCACAGUGGAUCAAAAAAUCAUAAAUGAAAUUGGAUAUGCUAAAGAAUUCUAUUACAAAAAGGUGUCUGACGUGCAGCUAGUGAGUUAUGCCUUCACGUCCUUUGGCAAAACAUUGCUUAGAAAGCAGAAACUUCAUCCUGAUACAUUUGUGCAGCUUGCCCUUCAGCUUGCUUAUUACAAACGCCAUGGACGCCCAGGCUGCUGUUACGAAACCGCCAUGACUAGGCGUUUCUAUCAUGGCCGCACAGAGACCGUAAGAUCAUGUACUAUGGAAGCAGUGGAAUGGUGCAAGUCCAUGCUGGAUCCUUCUGAAAGUACUUAUCAACGACUGCAGCUGAUGUAUCGGGCAUUUGCAAAGCACAAUAAACUUAGGAGAGACUGUGAGAGUGGAAAAGGCUUUGAUCGUCAUCUUCUGGGUCUCCUCCUCAUAGCACAGGAGCAAGGACUGCCAGUGCCAGAGCUUUACAGGGAUAAUGCCUUCACAGCUAGUGGAGGAGGUGGGAAUUUUGUCCUUUCAACUAGUCUGACUGGCUACACGAGGUUUAGUGGAUGUGCCCUCCCUAUGGUGGAUCAUGGCUAUGGCUUUUUUUAUUCCAUCAGAGAUGACAGGAUCCUUACUAACUGUUGUUCCUGGAAAUCCUGUCCGGAGACUGAUGCAGAAGUGCUGUGUAGAACUGUGUUCCAGUGUUUUCAGGACAUGAUACAGUUAACAAUUGCAGCUCAGCUGUAAGGUUGAUAAUGAUGUAAAGGCCUUUACAAGUUCACAAGUUAUAUGUAAUACAAGUUAUAUGUAGUUUGAAAGAAAUGCUACUCAAGAUUACUGUUAUAGGAAAGUUAAGACAUUUAACAAUUUUUGUGAAAUCUACCUGUUUUUAUGGGACUUACUGUGGUGACAGUACCCAUUUAAGAAUAAUGUAGCCAUUUGCAAAAACAAUGCAAGCAGUAGUACCUUACUUAGGUGGAGCUAUGCAAUAUUAAAAUAUGCCUCAACAAUGCAAACAUACUCGGGAUGUUGGAAAUGGAGAAUUUAUGGGAGAUUUGGAUUUGUGAUCUUAGUAGUAACAUGUAGAAUACUUGGUAGUCUACUGAUAGUGUUUAUGUCAUGGAGCACUUAAUUCUGUGCUUAGGAGUAACCUCACUAUCCUCCUAGGUGAUAAUGCUUCUUAAUGGUAGCAGUUUAUGAAAUAGAAGGACUGCCUUCUAUUGAAAUGAAAUUUAUCUUUCAUUUUUGCUAUUGGGAUUAUACCAAAUAGACAUAUCUGUAAGUGGGGAAAUUCCCACUACAUUUGAAGUAAGAAAGCACUACAAUCUGAAGUAUUUUGAAAAAGGAGCUCUCAAUAAUAACAACAGCAAGCAGCAUAUGAGUUCCAGAUUCCUCAGAGUUUUCAUCUUCUAGUGAACUGUGAACAUCUGCUUUACACUAAUAAUACAUGAUACAACUAGGCACUGAAUGCAGGUUCAUACAGUUCUCAGGAUUUUUAAACUUGGCUCCUCUGAGCAGCUUUGUAUUCCUGAUACAGAAAUAAAAUUAUUCUAAAAAUCA